Messenger RNA from Yamadazyma tenuis ATCC 10573, 738 nucleotides. RefSeq lists its product as uncharacterized. Lineage: Eukaryota; Fungi; Ascomycota; Pichiomycetes; Serinales; Debaryomycetaceae. Gene Ontology annotation, biological process: spliceosomal snRNP assembly. Gene Ontology annotation, cellular component: nucleus; SMN complex. The record is from RefSeq and is a predicted model, not a curated record.
AUGAAAAGAAGGCUACAGGAACGGGAUUCCUCCAGGGACAAGCUGGCCAAUGAGGUGAUACCCGUAGAAUACGAAGAGGUAAUCGAGGGCAUACCCGUACAAAAGCUGGCUGUUUAUGAGUAUUUGGCAUCUGUUCGACAAGAAGCUGAAACUGUGUCCUACAUGACUCCUACUGAAGUGGCCAGUGAUAGCACCUCUGAGAAGCUUUACCAAAGUGACUCGAGCACCGAGUUCUACAUCAAUACGAAUAUAGGAAAUGUCCAGCUCGAAGAGCCCCUAGAGAAAUGGAAGAAUGUGUUUUUAAAGGACUUUCGGAGAACCAAAAGUCAGAUUGAUUCAGACUUGAGUUUGGAGCGGUCCUCACACCCUCCUUGGGAACAGCCCGAAUCUGCCAGUCUCUGGCGUAAAUACGUGAUAGACAAUCCCCCACCAGCAUUCGAAGUGAUUCAAUACCAAUUUGACCACAUCACCGCCAUGAGGCUUUUGGUUCAUUUGACGUCAUGGCUCAGUAACAAGACAAAUGACAACCUUUCCCAGUGGAUCUACUGCUUGCUUUUAAGAACUGAUAGUGUUCUUGAGUAUUCUGACUGUGCCAUUAUACGCGGACUCGGUAAAAAGGCUGUCAAGCUCUUGCAGAAGUCUGAAAAUGACGCCGCCGUAUCCUCUACAGCCAAGUACACAUUUGAGUUCAUUGUACUUCUAGUAUGCCAUUACUAUCAUCAAAAAGAUAUCAUAUAA